AACCAGCUUAGGAUCCAUGCGUCGAUCGUGAGGGUCAAGUUGUAGCUUGUGUACUAGGCGGCACGGCCUAUAUUUUCUCGAACAUUCUGACGUAUUUAUAUUAUUAUUAUUACCAUAAGAACAAGAGAUAUUUAUCAAAUAACUACUAGUUAUUAUUGUUAUAUACUAAUUACUAAGUCAUUUUACUCUUUAAAAUGGCAAAAUGGGGCGAAGGUGAUCCAAGAUGGAUUGUUGAAGAGAGGGCUGAUGCAACGAACGUAAACAACUGGCAUUGGACUGAAAAAAAUGCAACAGCCUGGUCUAAGGAGAAGUUAUUAAAUUUGCUCAUGUAUCUGAAAGUUGAGGAUGAAAAAGGCACCUGUGAAAUAUGUGAAUUGACAUCUAUAGAAGGUGAGGCAACAGCAAAUAACAGGAAAGCUAAAUUGAUAUUCUUUUAUGAAUGGGUGCUUAAACUUCAGUGGAAAGGUACAUUAAAAGAUUGUGAAACAGAGUUGAAAGGUGAAGUUGAAAUCCCAAAUUUAAGUGAUGAAAAUGAUGCUUCAGAAGUAGAUGUGAAGCAACUAGGAAAUAAGUGUGAUAUCCAAAGGCUAAAGGAGCAAACACCCCCAAAAAAUCUGUCCAAUCAUAAUGGCGUCAAGGAUCAGAUAGCCGGUGUUAAAAACCUAAAGGUUGGGGUUCGAAUUCAUACAACCAAGUUGACAUGUACCGAGAAGUUUAACUGUGCAGUGGAGGAUAUAUACCAAGUCCUUACAGACCCCAAGAAAGUGGAAGCUUUCACCAGAAGUUCUGCAGAAAUGGAGGUUGAGAAAGGAGGGAAGUUUUCACUAUUUGGAGGCAAUGUCACUGGCUUCUUCGAUGUGCUGGAAAUGGACAAAAAAAUAGUCCAGAAAUGGAGGUUUCGCAAUUGGCCAGAUGCACACUACUCGGUAGUAACUAUGGAAUUUUCCCAGGAACCAGAUGGAGCCUCAAUGAAGCUUGUUCAAACUGGAGUUCCUGAUAAUGAGGUUGAGCGAACAAAAGAAGGAUGGAAGGAGAAUUUUUGGGCAAGAAUACGACAAACAUUUGGCUUUGGUAUACAUCUAUUCUGACCCAGGAUAAUCAAGAUAUUUAUAAGCUAAAAAUAAUUGAAAUUAGGAAGAGAAAUUAAUUUGUACAGAAGGAUGUAGAUGGAGAGAGUUCAAUGUCAAAUGGUAUUUUAAUCAGUAAAUAAUAAACAGUAUUUUGUCAUUAAAGGGUCUCCCCCUAUUAUUUUUGAUAGUUACUACAGUAUAUUUUUUUUCAACCUGGAACAUAUGGGAUACCAUGCAAAAUGAUGUGAUUCUCCUGCUAUAUUUUGGGACGUUUUGUGCAAACCUCAGGAGAAAUGUUGUUUAUAGAUGCUCCGAGUGCUUGCUUGUUCGAAGCCACUCUAGUUUUGCAAUCUGAGCCGAUCCUUACAGGCUUCAUGGAUUUAUGUUGAUGGCGCUGUCUAAAUCUGCAAAACUGGGUGACUUGUUUAGUGCAGCAGUUACUAUGCUUCCACCUGUAUUUCAAAAUUAACAACUAUUUAACUAAUGCUCUUUGGAAAGCAUUACUGUAUCAACAGGUCUAUUUAUUUUACUUAAUUCUUUCUUAUUUUUACAUUUCUUCACCGAACAGGAUAUGAACCCAGGAAUUUUAACCAACAAACCGCAGCUGUACUUUGAAACCAUAUCACAAGAGGCAUUAAUUUCAUUUUUUUUUUUGGUUAUAUCUGUUUGUAUACACUUUGUGAGAUUGGAUUGAGAUGUAGCGAUAUUACAACCAUUAAAAUUUGAUCAAUGUAAUAUCUUAAUGAAUUAUGAAUCUACAUAUGUUAGUGGCAAUGUGUAAUUGUGUGUAUAAAAUGCAAGAAUAAAUCUCAAUUUUGUUUUUAUCUUA
This is a messenger RNA of Anneissia japonica, 1899 nucleotides long. Its product is annotated as activator of 90 kDa heat shock protein ATPase homolog 1-like. The record is from RefSeq and is a predicted model, not a curated record. The transcript is spliced from 9 exons. Lineage: Eukaryota; Metazoa; Echinodermata; Crinoidea; Comatulida; Comatulidae. The coding region runs from base 195 to 1088 and encodes 297 amino acids. Gene Ontology annotation, molecular function: ATPase activator activity; protein-folding chaperone binding. Gene Ontology annotation, cellular component: cytosol. Gene Ontology annotation, biological process: positive regulation of ATP-dependent activity; protein folding.